This is a messenger RNA of Ceratotherium simum simum (southern white rhinoceros), 11109 nucleotides long. Lineage: Eukaryota; Metazoa; Chordata; Mammalia; Perissodactyla; Rhinocerotidae. The record is from RefSeq and is a predicted model, not a curated record.
ACAGAGAGAGGAGGAAGAGGAAGAGACGGAGGGAAGCGGGAGAUUUUUCUUGACUGCCCCCUUUCCUUCAAACAUUUUAUAGGCUUCAGGGAGAGAGAGGAGGAGGAGAGAGGGAAGGAAAAAGAGGAGCGCGAGAGGGGUAGAGAGCGCGCGCCGUUGCCUCCCGAGUCCCCGAGCUGCCGGAGGAGUCUGGAUUGUGUCCCCAGUGUCAGAUGAAAGGGCGCUGAGGCUCGCGGCCGCCGUCCCGCGCCCCGCGCCGCGCACGCCCCUCUGCGAGCCCGGCCGCCGAGCGUCUCUCCGCGCCGGGGCGGCCGCUCCGUCUCCAGCGCGAUGUGGCCGCGCCUGGCCUUUUGUUGCUGGGGUCUGGCGCUCGUUUCGGGCUGGGCGACCUUUCAGCAGAUGUCCCCGUCGCGCAAUUUCAGCUUCCGCCUCUUCCCCGAGGCCGCGCCCGGGGCCCCGGGGCGGCUGCCCGCGCCGCCCGCGCCCGGCGAGGACGCGGCGGAGAGCAAAGUGGAGCGGCUGGGCCAGGCGUUCCGGCGCCGCGUGCGGCGGCUGCGGGAGCUCAGCGAGCGCCUGGAGCUCGUCUUCCUGGUGGACGAGUCGUCCAGCGUGGGCCAAGGCAACUUCCUCAGCGAGCUCAAGUUCGUCCGCAAGCUGCUGUCCGACUUCCCCGUGGUGCCCACGGCCACGCGCGUGGCCAUCGUGACCUUCUCGUCCAAGAACAACGUGGUGCCGCGCGUCGAUUACAUCUCCUCCCGCCGCGCGCACCAGCACAAGUGCGCGCUGCUCAGCCAAGAGAUCCCGGCCAUCACCUACCGCGGCGGCGGCACCUACACCAAGGGCGCCUUCCAGCAAGCCGCGCAAAUUCUUCGUCAUUCUAGAGAAAACUCAACAAAAGUUAUAUUUCUCAUUACUGAUGGAUAUUCCAACGGGGGAGAUCCUAGACCCAUUGCAGCAUCGCUGCGAGAUUUUGGAGUGGAGAUCUUCACUUUUGGCAUAUGGCAAGGAAACAUUCGAGAACUGAAUGACAUGGCUUCCACCCCAAAGGAGGAACACUGCUACUUGCUCCACAGUUUUGAAGAAUUUGAGGCUUUAGCUCGCCGGGCAUUGCAUGAAGAUCUGCCUUCUGGGAGUUUUAUUCAAGAGGAUAUGUCCCAUUGCUCGUAUCUGUGUGAAGCCGGCAAAGACUGCUGUGACCGAAUGGCAAGCUGCAAAUGCGGGACACACACAGGUCAAUUUGAGUGCAUCUGUGAAAAGGGGUAUUAUGGGAAAGGUCUACAGUAUGAGUGCACAGCUUGCCCAUCAGGGACAUACAAACCAGAAGGUUCGCCGGGAGGAAUCAGCACUUGCCUUCCAUGUCCUGAUGAAAAUCACACCUCUCCACCGGGAAGUACGUCCCCUGAAGACUGUGUCUGCAAGGAGGGAUAUCAGGCAUCCGGCCAGACCUGCAAAGUUGUCCACUGCCCUGCCCUGAGGCCUCCUGAAAACGGUUAUUUUAUCCACAACACUUGCAACAACCACUUUAAUGCAGCCUGUGGGGUCCGAUGUCACCCUGGAUUUGACCUCGUGGGAAGCAGCAUCCUCUUGUGUCUACCCAAUGGUUUGUGGUCUGGUUCAGAGAGCUCCUGCAGAGUAAGAACAUGCCCUCGUCUCCGCCAACCCAAACAUGGCCGGAUAAGCUGUUCUGCGGGGGAAAUGUCCUACAAGACCACGUGUUUGGUUACCUGUGAUGAAGGGUACAGACUAGAAGGAAGUGCUAAGCUCACCUGUCAAGGAAAUGCCCAGUGGGAUGGUCUAGAACCCCGGUGUGUUGAGCGCCACUGCUCCACCUUUCAGAAGCCCAAAGGUGUCAUCAUAUCCCCCCCUAACUGUGGCAGGCAGCCAGCCAAACCUGGGAUGAUUUGUCAGCUAAGUUGCCGCCAAGGGUUCGUUUUAUCUGGUGUCAGAGAAGAAGUGAGAUGUACCACCUCUGGAAAAUGGAGUGCCAAAGUUCAGACAGCUGUCUGUAAAGAUGUGGAGGCUCCUCAAAUCAACUGUCCUAAGGACAUAGAGGCUAAGACUCAGGAACAGCAAGACUCUGCUAAUAUCACCUGGCAAAUCCCAACAGCUAAAGACAACUCUGGGGAAAAGGUGUCAGUCCACGUUCAUCCAGCUUUUACCCCACCUUACCUUUUUCCAAUUGGAGAUGUUGCUAUCACAUACACAGCAACUGACCUAUCCAGUAACCAAGCCAGCUGCACUUUCCAUAUCAAAGUUAUUGAUGUAGAACCACCGAGCAUAGACUGGUGCAGAUCCCCACCUCCAAUCCAGGUCUCGGAGAAGGAGCAUGCUGCAACCUGGGAUGAGCCUCAGUUCUCAGACAACUCAGGGGCUGUAUUGGUCAUCACCAGAAGUCAUACACCAGGAGAUCUUUUCCCUCAUGGGGAGACUGUGGUGCAGUAUACAGCCACUGACCCCUCAGGCAAUAACAGAACAUGUGACAUCCACAUUGUCAUAAAAGGUUCACCCUGUGAAGUUCCAUUCACACCUGUAAAUGGAGAUUUUAUAUGUACUCAAGGUAGUGCUGGAGUGAACUGCACAUUAAGUUGCCUGGAGGGCUAUGAUUUCACAGAAGGCUCUACUGAAAAGUAUUAUUGUGCCUAUGAAGAUGGUAUCUGGAAACCGCCAUAUUCCACAGAAUGGCCAGACUGUGCUAUAAAACGUUUUGCAAAUCAUGGGUUCAAGUCCUUUGAGAUGCUAUACAAAGCAACUCGUUGUGAUGACACAGAUCUGUUGAAGAAGUUUUCUGAAGCAUUUGAGACUACCCUGGGGAAAAUGGUCCCAUCAUUUUGUAGUGAUGCUGACGACAUUGACUGCAGACUGGAGGACCUGACCAAAAAAUAUUGCCUCGAAUAUAAUUAUGAUUAUGAAAAUGGCUUUGCAAUUGGACCGGGUGGUUGGGGCGCAGCUAAUAGACUGGAUUACUCUUACGAUGACUUCUUGGACGCCGUGCAAGAAACUCCCACUGGCAAAGCCAGAUCGUCACGGAUCAAAAGAAAUGCCGCAUUGUCUGACCACAAAAUCAAGUUAAUUUUUAACAUCACAGCUAGUGUGCCAUUACCCGAUGAAAGAAAUGAUACCCUUGAAUUGGAAAAUCAGCAACGACUCAUUAAGACAUUGGAAACUAUCACAAAUCGACUGAAAAGGACUCUCAAUAAGGAGCCCAUGUAUUCCUUUCAGCUUGCGUCUGAAAUGCUUGUAGCUGACAGCAAUUCCUUAGAAACAGAAAAGGCUUUCCUCUUCUGCAGACCAGGCUCAGUGCUGAGAGGGCGUAUGUGUGUCAACUGCCCCUUGGGAACCUAUUAUUCUCUGGAGCAUUCUGUCUGUGAAAGCUGCUUAAUGGGAUCCUAUCAAGAUGAAGAAGGGCAACUCGAGUGCAAACUCUGUCCACCUGGGACUUACACAGAGUAUCUCCAUUCAAGAAGCAGCUCUGAGUGUAAAGCUCAGUGUAAACAAGGCACCUACUCAUCAAAUGGGCUUGAAACCUGUGAAUCGUGUCCACUGGGCAGUUAUCAGCCAGCAUUUGGUUCCCGGAGCUGCCUCUUCUGUCCAGAAAACACUUCAACUGUGAAGAGAGGAGCCGUGGACAUUGCUGCUUGUGGAGCACAAAAGAAGUACAAGACUUGGUCCCAGGUCCCAACAUUAAUAAACAUGUGGCUUCAUGAUAUGGUUUUCCAUGAAUGUUUCUUAAACCCCUGCCACAAUAGUGGAACCUGCCAACAACUUGGGCGUGGUUACGUCUGUCUCUGUCCAUCUGGAUAUACAGGCUUAAAGUGUGAAAUAGACAUUGAUGAAUGCAGCUCGCUGCCAUGCCUCAACAAUGGAAUUUGUAGAGACAGAGUUGGGGAGUUCGUCUGUGAAUGCCCACCUGGUUACACAGGUCAACUGUGUGAAGAAAAUAUAAAUGAGUGUAGCUCCAAUCCUUGUUUAAAUAAAGGAACCUGCGUGGAUGGCUUGGCUGGCUAUCGCUGCACAUGCGUGAAAGGAUACAUAGGCCCGCACUGCGAAACAGAAGUCAAUGAAUGCCAGUCAAGUCCGUGCUUAAAUAAUGCAGUCUGUGAAGACCAGGUUGGGGGGUUCUUGUGCAAAUGCCUGCCUGGAUUUUUGGGUACCCGGUGUGAAAAAAACAUAGAUGAGUGUCUCAGUCAACCAUGCAAAAAUGGAGCUACCUGUAAAGAUGGUGCCAAUAGCUUCAGGUGCCAGUGUGCAGCAGGCUUCACGGGGCCUCACUGUGAAUUGAACAUCAAUGAAUGUCAGUCCAACCCAUGUAGAAAUCAGGCCACCUGUGUGGAUGAAUUAAACUCAUACAGUUGUAAAUGUCUGCCAGGAUUUUCAGGGAGCAGGUGUGAAACAGAACAGUCUACAGGUUUUAACCUGGAUUUUGAAGUUUCCGGUAUCUAUGGUUACGUCAUGCUGGACGGCGUGCUUCCAUCUCUCCGUGCUGUGACCUGCACGUUCUGGAUGAAAUCCUCUGACACCACCAACUACGGAACACCCAUCUCCUAUGCACUUGAGAAUGGCAGUGACAAUACCUUCCUCCUGACUGAUUAUAAUGGCUGGGUUCUUUAUGUGAAUGGCAAGGAAAAGAUAACAGACUGUCCGGCCGUGAAUGAUGGCAGCUGGCAUCAUAUUGCAAUCACUUGGACAAGUACUGAUGGAGCCUGGAAAGUCUAUAUUGAUGGGAAAUUAUCUGACGGUGGUGUGGGCCUUUCUAUUGGUUCGGCCAUACCUGGCGGUGGUGCCUUAGUUCUUGGGCAAGAACAAGACAAAAAAGGAGAGGGAUUCAACCCAGCUGAGUCUUUUGUGGGCUCCAUAAGCCAGCUCAACCUCUGGGACUAUGUCCUGUCUCCACAGCAGGUGAAAUCGCUGGCUACCUCAUGCCCAGAGGAACUCAAUAAAGGAAACGUGUUAGCCUGGCCUGAUUUCCUGUCAGGAAUUGUGGGGAAAGUGAAGAUCGAUUCCAAGAGCAUAUUCUGUUCUGAUUGCCCACCUUUAGAAGGAUUGGUACCUCAUCUGCGAACUGCAUCGGCAAACUUCAAGCCAGGCUCCAGAAUCAGUCUGUUCUGUGAUCCAGGCUUCCAAAUGGUCGGCAACCCUGUGCAGUACUGUCUGAACCAAGGACAGUGGACACACCCACUCCCUCACUGUGAACGCAUUAGCUGUGGGGUGCCACCCCCUUUGGAGAAUGGCUUUUAUUCAGCUGAGGACUUUCAUGCUGGCAGCACCGUGACCUACCAGUGCAACAAUGGCUACUAUUUAUUGGGUGAUUCAAGGAUGUUCUGUACAGAUAAUGGGAGCUGGAAUGGCAUUUCACCAUCAUGCCUUGACGUUGAUGAAUGUGCCGUUGGGUCAGAUUGUAGUGAGCAUGCUUCCUGCCUGAAUACGAAUGGAUCCUACAUUUGCUCAUGUAUCCCGCCCUACACAGGAGAUGGUAAAAACUGUGCAGAACCUAUAAAAUGUAAGGCUCCAGGAAAUCCAGAAAAUGGCCGCUCUUCUGGUGAGAUUUAUACAGUGGGUGCUGAAGUCACAUUUUCGUGUGAAGAAGGACAUCAGCUAAUGGGAGUGACCAAAAUCACGUGUUUGGAGUCUGGAGAAUGGAGUCAUCUGAUGCCGUAUUGUGAAGCUGUUUCCUGUGGUACACCAGCUAUUCCAGAAAAUGGUGGUAUUGAUGGAUCAGCAUUUACCUUUGGCAAUACAGUCAUAUAUAGGUGUAAUAAAGGAUAUACUCUGGAUGGUGAUAAAGAAUCAUCCUGUCUUGCUAGCGGUUCUUGGAGUCACUCUCCUCCUGUGUGUGAACUAGUCAAGUGUUCUAGCCCUGAAAACAUAAAUAAUGGGAAAUAUAUUUUAAGUGGGCUUACCUACCUUUCUACUGCAUCGUAUUCGUGUGAGAGUGGAUACAGCUUACAGGGCACUUCCGUCAUUGAAUGCUCCGCGUCAGGCAGCUGGGACAGAGCGCCACCUACCUGUCAUCUUGUCUUCUGUGGAGAGCCACCGGCCAUCAAAGAUGCUGUCAUCACUGGGAGUAACUUCACGUUUGGGAACACUGUCACUUACACUUGCAAAGAAGGCUACACCCUUGCUGGUCCUGACAUCAUUGAAUGCCUGGCCAGUGGCGAGUGGAGUGGAAGUAACCAACAGUGCCUGGCUGUCUCCUGUGAUGAGCCCCCCAACGUGGAACACGCCUCUCCAGAGACUGCCCAUCGGUUAUUUGGAGACAUUGCAUUCUACUACUGCUCAGAUGGUUACAGCCUGGCAGACAAUUCCCAGCUCCUCUGCAAUGCCCAGGGCAAGUGGGUUCCUCCAGAAGGUCAAGACAUGCCCCGUUGUAUAGCUCAUUUCUGUGAAAAACCCCCAUCUGUUUCCUACAGCAUUUUGGAAUCUGUGAGCAAAGCAAAAUUUGCAGCAGGCUCAGUUGUAAGCUUCAAAUGCAUGGAAGGUUUCGUACUGAACACCUCAGCAAAGAUUGAAUGUAUGAGAGGUGGGCUGUGGAACCCUUCCCCCUUGUCCAUCCAGUGCAUCCCCGUGCGCUGCGGAGAGCCACCGAGCAUCAUGAAUGGCUAUGCAAGUGGAUCAAACUACAGUUUUGGGGCCAUGGUGGCUUAUAGCUGCAACAAGGGGUUCUAUGUCAAAGGGGAAAAGAAGAGUACCUGUGAAGCCACGGGACAGUGGAGUAGCCCCACACCCACAUGCCACCCUGUAUCUUGCAAUGAACCGCCUAAGGUUGAGAAUGCCCUUCUGGAGCAUGCAACUGGCAGGAUCUUUGAGAGUGAAGUGAGGUAUCGGUGUAAUCCAGGCUAUAAGUCGGUUGGAAGUCUUGUAUUUGUCUGCCAAGCCAAUCGCCACUGGCACAGUGAAUCCCCUCUGUCGUGCAUCCCUCUCAACUGUGGAAAACCUGCUCCAAUCCAGAAUGGCUACAUGAAAGGAGAAAAUUUUGAAGUAGGGUCCAAGGUUCAGUUUUUCUGUAAUGAGGGUUAUGAGCUUAUUGGUGAUAGUUCUUGGACAUGCCUGAAAUCUGGCAAAUGGAAUAAGAAGCCAAACCAAAAGUGUGUGCCCACCAAAUGCCCAGAGCCGCCCCUCCUGGAAAACCAGCUCGUAUUGAAGGAGUUGACUACUGAGGUGGGAGUGGUGAUGUUUUCCUGUAAAGAAGGGCAUGCUCUACAGGGCCCCUCUGUCCUGAAAUGCUUGCCAUCCCAGCAAUGGAAUGAUUCUUUUCCUGUUUGUCAGAUGGUUCUUUGUCUCCCACCUCCCCUAAUUUCCUUUGGUGUUCCUGCACCUUCUUCUGCUCUUCAUUUCGGAAGUACUGUCAAGUAUUCUUGCGUGGAUGGGUUUUUCCUAAGAGGAGAUCCUACCACUUUCUGCCAAGCUGAUGGUACCUGGAGCUCACCACUGCCAGAAUGUGUUCCAGUAGAAUGCCCCCAACCUGAAGAAAUCCUCAAUGGCAUCAUUGAUGUGCAAGGUCUUGCCUAUCUCAGCACAGCUCUGUAUACCUGCAAGCCAGGCUUUGAGUUGGUAGGAAAUACUACCACUCUUUGUGGAGAAAAUGGUCACUGGCUUGGAGGAAAACCAACAUGUAAACCCAUUGAGUGCCGAAAGCCCAAGGAGAUUUUGCAUGGCAAAUUGUCUUACACAAACCUACACUAUGGGCAAACCAUUACAUACUCUUGUGACCGAGGCUUCAGGCUUGAAGGUCCCAAAGCCUUGACUUGUUUGGAGACAGGUAAUUGGGAUGUGGAUGUCCCAUCUUGCAAUGCCAUCCACUGUAAUCCCCCACAACCCAUUGAAAAUGGUUUUGUAGAAGGUGCAGAUUACAGCUAUGGUGCCAUGAUCAUCUACAGCUGCAUCCCUGGGUUCCAGGUAGCUGGUCAUGCCAUGCAGACCUGUGAAGAGUCAGGAUGGUCAAGCUCCAUCCCAACGUGUGUACCUGUAGACUGUGGUCUCCCACCUCACAUUGAUUUUGGAGACUGUACUAAGGUCAAAGAUGGUCAGGCGUAUUUUGACCAAGAAGAAGACACAAUGGAAGUUCCAUAUCUGACUCCUCACCCUCCUCAUCCUCUGGGAGCAGUGGCUAAAACCGGGAAAAACACAAAGGGAUCUCCUGCUACACAAUCAGCAAACUUUCUGUAUGGCACCAUGGUUUCAUACACCUGUAAUCCAGGAUAUGAACUUUUGGGGAACCCUAUGCUGAUCUGCCAGGAAGAUGGAACUUGGAAUGGCAGUGCACCAUCCUGCAUUUCAAUUGAAUGUGACUUGCCCGUUGCUCCUGAAAAUGGCUUUUUGCAUUUUACGGAGACUACCAUGGGCAGCGCUGCAAAAUAUAGCUGCAAACCAGGACACGUUCUGGUGGGCUCUGACAUAAGACUUUGUCUACAAAAUAGAGAGUGGAGUGGUACUUCCCCACACUGUGAGGCCAUUUCAUGCAAAAAACCAAAUCCGGUUAUGAAUGGCUCCAUCAAAGGAAGCAACUACACAUACCUGAGCGUGUUGUAUUAUGAGUGUAAUUCUGGGUAUGUGUUGAAUGGCACUGAGAGGAGAACAUGCCAAGAAAAUAAAAAUUGGGAUGAGAGUGAGCCAACUUGCAUUCCUGUGGACUGUGGUUCACCCCCAAUCUUAGCCAAUGGCCAGGUGAAAGGAGACGAGUAUACAUUCCAAAAAGAGAUUGAGUACGCUUGCAAUGUAGGGUUCUUACUUGAGGGAGCCAGGAGUCAUGUUUGUCUUGCCAAUGGAAGUUGGAGUGGAGCCACUCCCAUGUGUGUGCCUGUCAGAUGUACCACCCCACCACAGGUGGCAAAUGGGGUGAUGGAUGGCCUGGACUAUGGCUUCGGGAAGGAAGUGAUGUUCCACUGUCAGGAGGGCUACGUGUUGCAUGGUGCUCCAAAACUCACCUGUCAGUCAGAUGGGACCUGGAAUGCAGAGGUUCCUCUCUGUAAACCAGUCAACUGUGGACCUCCAGAAGAUCUUGCCCAUGGCUUCCCUAAUGGCUUUUCCUUUUAUCAUGGAGGCCAUAUACAGUAUCAGUGCUUUCCCGGUUAUAAGCUCCAUGGAAGUCCUUCAAGAAAAUGUCUCUCCAAUGGCUCCUGGAGUGGCAGCCCACCUUCCUGCCAGCCUUGCAGGUGUUCCACACCAGUAAUUCAAAAUGGAGCUGUCAACGGGACAGAUUUUGACUGUGGAAAGGCAACCCAGAUUCAGUGCUUCAAAGGCUUCAAGCUCCUGGGCCUUUCUGAAAUCACCUGUGAAACCAAUGGCCAGUGGAGCUCUGGCUUCCCACGCUGUGAACACGCUUCUUGUGGUUCUCUCCCAAUGAUACCAAAUGCAUUCAUCAGUGAGAGUGACUCUUUAGAGGAAAAUGUGAUAACUUACAACUGCAGACCUGGUUAUGUCAUACAAGGCAGUUCAGAUCUGAUUUGUACAGAGAAAGGGACUUGGAGCCAGCCUUAUCCAGUCUGUGAGCCCCUGUCCUGUGGACCACCACCAUCUGUUGCCAAUGCAGUGGCAACUGGAGAGGCACACACCUAUGAAAGUAAAGUGAAACUCAGGUGUCUGGAAGGUUAUAUGAUGGAUACAGAUGUAGAUACAUUCACCUGUCAGAAAGAUGGUCAUUGGUUCCCUGAGAGAAUCUCCUGCAGUCCUAAAAAAUGUUCUCUGCCAGCAAACAUAACACAUAUACUUGUUCAUGGGGAUGAUUUCAGUGUGACUAAGCAAGUUUCUGUGUCAUGUGCAGAAGGGUAUACCCAUGUGGGGGUUAACAUAGCAACAUGUCAGCUUGAUGGCACCUGGGAGCCACCAUUUUCUGAUGAAUCCUGCAGUCCAGUUUCUUGUGGGGAACCUGAAAGUCCAGAGCAUGGAUUUGUGGUUGGCAGUAAAUACACUUUUGAAAGCACAGUUAUUUAUCAGUGUGAACCUGGCUAUGAAUUAGAGGGGAACGGAGAACGCACCUGUCAAGAGAACGGGCAGUGGAGUGGAGGCGUAGCAACGUGCAAAAAGGCCAGGUGUGAAGCUCCGCUUGGGUUUCUGAACGGGAAAGCUGAAGUUGAAAACACCACCUCUGGACCCAGCGUGGCGUAUUCCUGCAACAGAGGCUAUAGCCUUGAUGGGGCACCUGAGGCCUACUGCACUGAAAAUGGAACUUGGAGCCACCCAGUUCCUCUCUGCAAACCAAAUCCAUGCCCUGUCCCUUUUGUGAUCCCCGAGAACGCUCUGCUUUCUGAAAAGGAGUUUUAUGUUGAUCAGAAUGUGUCUAUCAAGUGUAGGGAAGGCUUCCUGCUCCAGGGCCAAGGGGUCAUUACCUGCAACCCCGAUGAGACGUGGACUCAGACAAGUGCCAGAUGUGAAAAAAUCUCAUGUGGUCCACCAACUCAUGUAGAAAAUGCGAUUGCUCGAGGCGUACAUUAUCAGUAUGGGGACAUGAUCACCUACUCGUGUUACAGUGGAUACAUGUUGGAGGGUUCCCUAAGGAGUGUUUGCCUAGAGAAUGGAACCUGGACAUCACCUCCUAUUUGCAGAGCUGUCUGUCGAUUCCCAUGUCAGAAUGGAGGUAUCUGCCAACGCCCAAAUGCUUGUUCCUGUCCAGACGGCUGGAUGGGGCGCCUCUGUGAAGAACCGAUAUGCAUUCUUCCCUGUCUGAACGGUGGUCGCUGUGUGGCCCCUUAUCAGUGUGACUGCCCCUCUGGUUGGACGGGGUCCCGCUGUCAUACAGCUGUUUGCCAGUCUCCCUGCUUAAAUGGUGGAAAAUGCGUAAGACCGAACCGAUGCCAUUGUCUCUCGACUUGGACAGGACAUGACUGUUCCAGGAAAAGGAGGACUGGGUUUUAACCACUGCACAACCAACCAGCUCUCCUAAAAGCAGGAUCAUCUCUUCCUGGUAGUCCUGGGCAUCCUGGAACUUACACAAAGGAAUUCCAACACGGUGCUGGGUCUUGUUUUGUUCAGUAAACUUGUUAUUUUGGGUAUACCUUUUUAUUUUGUGUUCUAUUUUGUUAUUCCUUGUGACAUACUUUCUUACAUGUUUCCAUUUUUGAAAAUGCCUGUAUUUUCUAUAUAAAAAUAUAUUAAAUAGAUGCUGCUCCACUCUCA